This is a messenger RNA of Tigriopus californicus, 3488 nucleotides long. Its product is annotated as E3 ubiquitin-protein ligase RBBP6-like. Gene Ontology annotation, molecular function: RNA binding. Lineage: Eukaryota; Metazoa; Arthropoda; Copepoda; Harpacticoida; Harpacticidae. The record is from RefSeq and is a predicted model, not a curated record. The coding region runs from base 271 to 2553 and encodes 760 amino acids. The transcript is spliced from 8 exons.
UCUGGUCACCCUCAAGCGCCCAGUUGAAACUCAUGAACCAACGAAUGCUCUUCAAACCGGAUUUUUUAGAACUGAUUCGGAGCUCCUGUCCGUUGGUUGAAACUUUUCGUUAAAUUUAGAAUGUGCAUCAAUUAACUUGUUUUUGUGAAUCAUUGCCUUUAUACAAGCCCCCUAUUGACGCAGAAACCAUCUUUGAUCCAGUAACGCCUCUUGACCGUGAUUCCACCACCGUAACAACGCCUCUAUCGAUCGGAUUCUCCGGAAAGCACAAUGUCCACAGCCAGUAUUGAACCUUCGCCAUCGCCACCUAGUCCAUCUUUGAGCAACCACUCUUCGAAUGUCAUGAUGUCCAGCAACCACUUGAUCAGCACCAAUAGUGUAGUGGGUGGCAUCACCUCUGUUCCCAAUAACUCUGUGGCUAUCACCAAUCAGACCAACAACGCCAUCUCCAACGGCACGAGCAUCAAGUACGGUACACUGGUGCCCAAUCGGAUCUUCGUGGGUGGGAUCAGUUCCACCACGACCGAAGCUGAUCUUCAUAAGCUCUUUUCGGCCUUUGGCAACGUGAAGGCCACGAAGAUUAUCAGUGACAGGGGAGGAUGCUCCAAAGGCUACGGAUUCGUGACAUUCGAGACAGAGGAAGAGGCCAAGAAACUCCAAGCAGAGGCUGAUAAUAUAAUUCUCAAGGAGAGGAAAUUGAACAUCGCUCCAGCAAUUAAGAAGCAGCAGCCCUACACGAGGACGUAUGAAAUGGGUCAACCGGUUAUGAAUGGUGCUCUCUACUAUCACAAUGGUAUUCCAUACACUUACCAGAAUGGCGUGGCACUCUUUCAAGAUGGCGUCAUCGGACCAGCCAAUCCCAAUGCGUCGUCCCAGAAUUCGGCUGCAGCUGCAGCUGCCCUGGCAGCUGCCAACUCUCAGAUUCCCCCUGGUGCAUUCAUGAUUCCCCACGCCAUGGCUGCCGCCGCCACCCAGCAACAGCAACAACAGCAGCAAGCAGCUGCAGCUGCCAUGUUCCUGCCAGCUGCCAACAGUGCAGCUGCCGCUGCGGCAGCUCAGCAAUUCAGCACCUACCAGCAGCAAGCUGCGGCGGUAGCGGCAUUGCAACAACAGCAACAGCAAAUCUCUGGAGUUGGCCCUCAGACCUCGUCGUGCUCAACCACGAAUUCCUCUUCAAUAUCUGGAACCACCAACGGUAACGCCCCCUGGAGAUGGGUCUCGCAAGCUUCGUCGAACCCUGUCACCAAUGGACAUGGAGGUGGCCAUGGGACAUCGAGUCCGGUCACUCCACAUCAUCAACAACAACAGCAAAUGGCAUUUCAACAGGUUCAAAACGAAGGUCAACCCCCCUCAACGCCAACUCUGUUUUACAACUCUGGAUCUUCAAUCGUUAAUCCCGCCCCAGGUUAUGCGAGUAAUGGUAUCAGUCUAGUGGCCAAUAACACCUCAUACACUUUGGGCCCAGACGGGUUGUGGUACGGUUAUCACAUCCCUGGGAAUGGAACCUCAUAUGUGGCCACGCCUACUUGGGAUGCGACCAAUUCAUCACCCAAGGACUUGGGUUAUGUGUCAAUGAACGCCAAUGACACCACAGGCUCUAGUUUCAACUUCAAUAGCGAGACCACAAUGGGUUUCGAAGGCAGUGUCGAACCGUCUCAACCAGACUCUGGACCACCGGAGAAGAGUCAGGGGGAUGAGAUCAAGAUCGGAUCGACAUCCUCGUCAAGCUAUGUCCCAACCACUCCAUCUUAUUUGUAUUCAGCCCCACCUCAGUAUGCGCCUCCUGUCCCACAAAUGCCCUAUUCGCCCGCAGGAUGGAAUUACGUGCCUCGUGAGGGCACAUUUGGGAUGAACACUUCUUGGACAAUGCCUGCCCCUGGAAUUGCGGUUCAAGAUCCACAGACCUCUUACAGGGGCAACCUGAAAGCUCGACACGAUAAUGAUGUUCGAAAAAUGAGCUAUGAACUUCAAUCCGGUGUUCGAAACGGCCCCAAAAAGUACGAUGGCAUCAAAGGUCACUCCGGAUCGAGCAGGAAUUCCUCUGUGGUCCCGGGCUCCUCGGCUGGAAGUUUCGACAACAAUGGCUACGGUUUGUUGCCAAUGUGGUCGGACAUGAACAACAACAAUAGUCACCAUCGAGAGAAUUCGUCCUCUUAUAACAGAUCCAACCACCGUGGGACAAGGAGCCAAGAUUACUCACGGCCUCCCGUUCCUCUCUUAUCCCGAGGCGGAAGUCUCCUGGGCAGACCGCUUCAAUAUGAUUCCACUCAGGGCAGGGCCAACCCCAAAUUUUGGUUCAAUAAUAAUAACAACAAUUCCAAUCCUGGCCGUAGACCGCCCAAUUCCAACACCUUCAGGAAAUCCGAGAACCGCCGUGGAGGGCAGCAGUAUCGGGAAAUGUCGGACCACAACGUUGGCGUCUGCCACGUCUGUCCAGCACAUUCUCCGACUAAGCAGAAGAGCGCUCAUCGUCCCUCGAGUUUUGGCGCCAAUUUGAAGAAUUCAAAAGCGGGCGGGAAAACUGGCGUCGACGAGUCGGGGAAAGCAGAUUGAGUGAGUUUGAGGGGAAGAGCGGGAAGAUUGAAUUCCACGAUGUGCCAAAGCGAGAACCAAUGUCUGAAUAUCCCUCCAAGCAAAUAGUAAAAAGAAAAACAACUGUGUCCCUUCUAAUCCCUUCUUGAUCCCAAUUUGAACUCUGUAUACGCCUAGUUUCAAAUCUUUUGCAUCUCUUCGUUGUCAAAAAUUCCCCCCAAAGACCCAAGAACAACGUAAAACAAGAUUUCUAGCGCAUUGCAAACUUGCUCUAACCCCCCAAUCCCCCCUUGUGGACGGCGCACGUUUAUGUAAUAUACUACUACAGUAGGCCCAUGAUGAAGAAAUCAGUCGAAAUUGUCUCUACCCUCCCCAUCUCCCCGCCCCCUCAGGGCUCCGUCAAAUACUGUAAAACCUGCAUGAAUGAAGAGGAAUCUCCGGAUCAUCCAAAUUAUUGUAUCAUACAGGCUUGCUAAAGGAGACGGACAGUCUACAGAACUACUAAAUCACUAUUAUCUGUUGUCCCUUGGCCUUCCUUUCCAAAAAUUCUUACAUCCCAAGCGAAAAAACAAGAUCGAUAGCUUCAAGAUGAUACUGUAAUCACAAACCAAGUUGCUCUGUACUCAACGAAUACCACUAAUUUGAUCUCACCCAGGAUAAGAGGAUACCACUUAGUUUGUGAUUAGUGUUUUAUCUUUAAGAAUCCCUUAAACUUUCCCUCCCCUCCCUCUUCUCUUCCCCUUUCCCCAUGAAAAUUGCCUAAAACUAUUAUGUACCACCCACCAUUUCCAUUCCUCCCAGUGUGUUUGUGUGCGUAUAUUAUCAGUAAAUCAUCUUAUAAAAUGAAAAAAAACUAAAACUACAAAACAACCUACGUAAAUAGAAAAUACUACUACAGAUAAUAAAUCGACUCUGCUAUGAAAAUAUACUUCUAGGGGAAUAAAUAUGUACCGUAU